Encephalitozoon hellem ATCC 50504 is the source of this 963-nucleotide messenger RNA. Its product is annotated as protein kinase domain-containing protein. Gene Ontology annotation, biological process: protein phosphorylation. Bases 1 to 963 code for a protein of 320 amino acids. Gene Ontology annotation, cellular component: nucleus; cytosol; protein kinase CK2 complex. The transcript has a single exon. The record is from RefSeq and is a predicted model, not a curated record. Gene Ontology annotation, molecular function: protein serine/threonine kinase activity; ATP binding. Lineage: Eukaryota; Fungi; Microsporidia; Unikaryonidae.
AUGGUUGUUAUAACUAUAGCAAAGUCAAACUCCGAUGUUAACGAGAGGAAGGAUGAAAAGUAUUGGAACUACGAGCGUUAUAGCAUACCCACUGGGUGCAUAGAAAAGUAUCAAAUAUACCAACGGAUGGGCCGUGGAAAGUACUCUGAGGUUUUUGAAGGACGUAAGGAUAAGGAGAAGAUUGUGAUAAAAACACUUAAGCCUGUAAGGAAGGCAAAGAUUUGCAGAGAAGUACUUAUACUGAAAAGCCUUGAGCAUAAGAAUAUCAUAAAGCUCAUGGAUGUUGUUGUCGACUCAGAGUCCCAAAUAUAUUCCCUGAUCUUUGAAUACAUAGAGCACGAAGAGUAUUCAAAAAUAUUUGAGGAGUUGAGCUAUGAAGAUAUUAUUGAGUACUCCAGACAGAUUCUUUCUGCACUUGAAUAUUGCCAUAGUAUGGGGAUAAUUCAUAGGGACAUCAAGCCACAGAACAUGGUGAUCAACCAGGCUAGAAGAGAGAUUAAGAUAAUUGACUGGGGACUUGCCGAGUUUUAUCAUCCAAAAAAGGAAUAUAGCGUGAGAGUUGCAAGCAGGUACUACAAGGGUCCUGAGUUGCUCGUAAACUAUCCAUACUACGACUAUUCUCUUGAUAUCUGGUCGUUUGGAUGUGUCUUGGCAGAGUUGAUAUUCAAAAAGAGGCCCUUCUUCCACGGAGAAAGUAACAGCGACCAGCUUGUCAAGAUAGCCAGAGUUCUAGGAUAUACUGACCUAAGAAAGUACAUCGAAAAGUACAGAAUUCCCCCUCUUGGCCCAAAGCAUGAGGGAGCUGGGGAAAGGGUGCUACUUUCCUCCUUUAUACAACCUGGAAAGGCUGCUCUCUAUGCUAAUGUCAUAGACCUAUUGGAAAAAAUACUAGUAUAUGACCAUCAGAACAGACCUACUGCUAGUGAAUGCUUAAAACAUCAAUUAUUUAAACCGAGGCAGUAA